AUUUUGCAAGCGACAAAUCCGCCUCCUGUGUCCGAAAAGCGCCGCUCGGCAGCUCGAGGCGCUUGCAGCCGGAACCGGCAUCAACCAGCAACAGGGUGCAGCAAAUCUUCUAUGGGACCCAUGAGUGGAAUAAGAAUGAUGACCGACUCCUCCAAGCUGUGGAGAAUGCAGAUCUGGAGAAAGUGGCUUCCCUUUUGGGCAAAAAGGGAGCCAAUGCAACCAAGCAUGACAGUGAAGGCAAGACUGCCUUCCAUCUUGCUGCCUCUAAAGGAUAUAGUGAAUGUCUCAGGCUUAUGAUUACACAUGGCGCAGAAGUUACAAUUCUGGAUGGAACAGGGCACAAUGCUUUGCAUCUUGCGGCCAAGAAUAACCAUGUUGACUGCGUCAAGAGACUUCUUCAGUCCAAAUGUCCAGCAGAGAACACAGAUAGCUCGGGCAAAACCGCUUUACAUUAUGCAGCUGCUUCUGGCUGCCUUCAAAUAACUCAGCACCUGUGUGAACACAAGUGUCCAAUUAACAUCAAAGAUGCGGAUGGAAAUACGCCUUUCUUCCUGGCGGUACAAAAUGGCCACCCUGAAGUAUGCAAAUACCUUCUAGACCAUGGAGCUGAUGUCAACUCCCGGGACAAAAAUAGAAGAACUGCUUUGAUGCUGGCCUGUGAAGCUGGAAACCUGAGCAUUGCAGAAAUCCUGAUCCGAAAAGGGGCAGAUAUACAUUUGGCAGAUGCACUUGGACACAAUGCCCUACAUUACUCCACGCUUUCUGAAAACACAGGAAUUCAGAGUCUCCUUCAAUCCAAAAUGGUUCAACAGGCUGAUGCCAAGUCACCAAUCAAGUCAAAGCAGCUUGCUGACAGUUCUUCAUCUCAGGCAACAACUUCAACCCCAGCAUCUGAGAAAAGCCAACUCUUCACCUUACGAGGAUCCAAGGAAGACACCAGUGCUAUUCACUCUGAUUGCAAAGAUGGGUUAAGUGAGAGCACUGCAGGUGCUAAUAGUUUAUUGGAUGUGAGUUCAGAAACAGAGCAGCAAGAUUUGCUCCUGAUGUUGCAAGGAAAAGUUGCUUCUUUAACAUUACAAAAUAAGAAAUUGCAAGAAAAGCUUCAGGCAAGAGCCUUCAAAACAGAAGACACAGACACUACAAUGGACUCUUCUCAUUCCACCCACACAGAAUUUGGUGCUUUGACUAACAGGCUGAGUGAAGGCUCAACAGUAGCAGCCAAGGAGAUAAGCACAUCUUCCCCAAUUCUGGCACAGGCUCGGGAAGAAGCAAGCCUUAAUGAAUUACAAAUUAAACAGUUACAAGAAAGCUUAGAUGAAGUACAGAAGAGACUAGAUAGUUCAGAAGCAAAGAGGUUGCACUUGGAGUCACAGCUUCAGUCUAGUGUGCUGGAGGAGGGUCCUUUGUUAAACAGCUCAGAAAUUUCAGAGAAUGGCUCUGACCUGAGUCAGAAACUCAAAGAAACUCAACUCAAAUAUGAAGAAGCAGUGAAGGAGAUGCUGCAUGUCCAGAGACAAAUGAAACUGGGCCUGGUAACUUCAGAAAGCAAAGAGCUUGACCUGCAGGAGGCCCAAACAACCUGUGAAGAAGUGGAGCUGCUGAAGGAAAAGCUGAAGAAAGCUCAGGAAGAUGAUGAAAUGCUGAAAGUGAAGGUGAAGGAACUAGAAAUAAAGCUGGAAAAAAAGGAAAGAAAUGCAGCUAGUAUAAUGUCUGUGGAGGAAUGUGAGGAGAUGAAAAAGUCUUAUUGUUCAGUUAUUGAAAAUAUCAACCAAGAGAAGGUGUUCCUAAUUGAGAAAUAUAAAGAAGGACAGGAAGAAAUCAGAAAGCUUCAAGACAGACUGAAGACUCAGAUGGAAUUAGGGCAGAGUGAUGAAGCUGAAGAGGUGAAGGAUGCAAAGAACCAAAUGAUAAAUGAACUCAACAGGCAGGUUAGUGAACUUUCUCAAAUGUACAAAGAAGCCCAGGCAGAACUUGAAGAUUGCAGGAAGAAAAGCACUCCAGAAGAUCUGAGUUCAGGAUACAUACCUCUGGAGGAAUGUGAGAAGUUAAUGGAGGCCACCGUCUCACAGAGAGAACAAGCUGAACAUGCUUUGUUGGAAAUGAAGACACAGUACACAAAAGUGUUAAGUGAAAUGACCGAACUCCAAAACUUGGUUGACACUCAAAAGAAGAAUUCGGUCUCCAUCACAGAACAUCUUCAAGUAGUUACUGCUCUCCAGACCUCAGUGAAGGAAAUGGAAGAAGAAAUAAAUGCGCUCAAAGAGCAGAUUCUUCAUAAAGAGAGUGAAGUGCAGCGUCUGCAGAAGGAGUUGUUAGAAGAAGAAGCUGCAGUGUGUGAAGCCAUGGUGCCUAGAGUAUUGUAUGAAGAGCUUCGGACUUCUUCAGAAAAUGAAGUCAACUCCUUGUCAUCCAAGCUGAAGGAUCUGAUGAAAGAAAAGGAGGCCUUGUCUGCCGAUCUUGCACAGUUGAGGAAGGAGAUCUCCCAAGUGAAAGGGGAGAAGGACAACCUCCAAACUCUUCUCCAAGCCAAGGAAGAAGAAAUCAAAGGGCUACUUCAUCAAUAUCAUAAGUCUCAAGAAGAACUCCUCAAAAUGAAAAAAGCUUCUGAGAGUGCCUUAAAAAUGGAUGAAGACAAAGAUAAAAAGAUAACAGACAUGUCUAAGGAAGUUACCAAGUUAAAGGAAGCAUUGAACAGUCUUUCCCAGCUGUCUUACUCAACUGGUACACCUAAACGACAAAGUCAGCAGCUGGAGCUGUUGCAGCAGCAAGUGAAGCAGUUACAAAACCAACUGGCUGAAACAAAGAAGCAACAUCAGGAGAUUGUUUCUGUUUACAGAACACACUUGCUUUAUGCUGUGCAGGGCCAGAUGGAUGAAGAUGUCCAGAAAGUGCUGAAACAGAUUUUAACAAUGUGUAAAAACCCAUCACAAAAAAAAGGUGAAACUGUUUUUGUGGAUCCCUGAUUGUGCUGCUGCUGCUGCUGCUGCUGCUGCUGCUGCAGAAUUUGAAGCUCACCUUAGAAAGUUUUCCAAAGUGCUAAUUUUGCAUCUUGGACAUAAAUGCAGAAUUCACCAGAGAUUACAGUUUACUAUAAAUCAGGGAUGAUCAACCUCUGACCUUCAGUAUUAGAACGUGGUUGUGUGUUUUCUUGAAUUAUGAUGAGUUGAGGUAAACUUUCAACAUUUUAGUUAUAAGCAGCUGCACCAUUUGAAGUUAGAGGCAGAAAUUAAUUGUUCAAUUCCUGGUUAUUUUUAAAUGGAUAAAAUUACCUUCUUUAUAUUUUUAGGCCUUCAGAUGUCCAAUAUAACCUAGAAGCUAAUCGUAAGGAAGACAACUUCACCUUGUUGAGCAAAGCCAGCUGCAGUGUUUUCUUUUUAUUUAUCAAGUAAUUUAUGGACUGCGAAAGCACCAGAUUUGUCAUAUGUAUUAAAUAGGUAACAUAAAAUAUAGCCAUGUACUAAGUGGGUGGGAAACCAUAGUCCUUUUAUGACUUGUGGACUGCACUCCCAGAAUUCUGGAAGUUGAAGUCCACAAGUCAUAAAUGGGCCAUAGUUCCUCACCCCUGUUCUAAAACAAGUAACUACUUCUGAAACAGCUAAUUGCUAAAACCUCAGUUUUAUUAUCAGGCAGGAAAUCAAACUAUCUAUGCAAAAUUUUGCAGUUCUAUUGGGAAUAGAACUUAGAAGAGGGAAAAGGGUAUUUCAAAUUGCAAGCAAGGGAUCUGAUUGAAUUCAUGAUGUUUACAGUGAGUUAUCUUAUCUCACAGUUCCAAACCUCACUUUUGUAAAGAAAAUAAAAAUCUUCUCUAUGAUAUAUUUUUACUGGCCCUCCAAUUUAGAAAAGCCUUUAUAAUGAAAUGUGUUUGCUAUGUAAUACUUUUGCAAUAGACUUUAAUAAGAAUUUACGCAAUUUCUUUCUUGGUUUUCUCCCUUAACAUGCACUCUGUAAUAAAAUUAGUGGAAGUAGUCCACUCUCUCUAGAAAACUUGUGCUGAAGUAGAACUGUCCAUGUAUUUUAGAUAUGUUGUUGUUUUCUUUUCCAAAAUGCUGUAACAAUUAAAGCAGAGAAAAAGCCUGUUUCCCAGAAAUGUUUGUCGCAUUAAAUGAAAUAUGGUUAGGGAUGGUUCUAUAAAUUGCAAUGGUGCCUAAAAAUCGUUUGGCUGCUAAAUUUUAGUAAAAAUGAAUAAUAGUUGUAAUAGAUAAUCCAGGUUGAUAGUAGCAACAUGAAUGAUGAUAACCAGUAGUGUUUAGAGCAGUGUUUCUCAGCAUUGGCAACUUUUGAAGAUGCAUGGACUUCCAACUCCCAGAAUUUGCAACGUUGGCUGAGGAUUCCUGGGAGUUGAAGCCUACACAUCUUCAAGUUGCCAUGGUUGAGAAAUACUGUAUUAGAAUAUCAUUUUGGGAUAGCAAGAAGAAAUAUGUUAUGCUUUAUCUUCUAUUUUAAGGACAUGUUUAUACUGUUAAUUGGUUUCUGGAAUCAAUUUCAAACUAGUAUGAGCUUGCCAAGGAUGUCAAUUAUUUUAUGGAAGAAUAUCACAUAAAUAUAGGAUUCCCAGUAUUUAAUUGAUGAAAAGUAUAACUUGCAGAAUUAAUUUGAUUAAACAAAUUUACACAUCUAGUGUAAACAUGUAUUUUCAUGAGCACUCAUAUUUCAGAGACGGAUAGUGGAUGCCACAGUUUUGAAAACUAGACCGCACUGAUUAAAGUUUUUAAACAGAAUUUGUAAAAUGAAUAAAUGCAUCACUCCAGCUGUCCCUAGGUUAAAAAUAAAGCCCCAUAUCUAAACAAUGUAUAUUUCCCCUAAAACAAAGAACCAUUUUGUGUCUUUGGUGUAUGGAAUGACUUAAUUAUAAACAACCUCACCCCUACAAAGAUCCUCAGAGGCCUGUAAUAUAAGUGGCAAGUAAUUGUUCAGUGUCUCAGGGCUACAACAUUCACCAGGCACUUACAUAGUUCUCUCAUUUACUUUUUAUUUUUCUGUUGUUCUUUUAACAAUGAGCAGAAUUUUGAACUGAAUCCUUUCCUUCUGUCUCAUUCUUUCUUCUGCCUUUCUCAGUAUUUGAAUAAUUGAGAUAAUAUUUCUUCACACAGCACCUGUUUUAAUAUUUCAAGGGGGUGGGAAAACUUUGCAGCAUUUACCAGCAAAACAAACAAAACAUAACUCUUAACAGAGGUCAAUAAACACUGCCAGGUGUAACACUUGAGGAACGGUUUUGUAGGUUUGCCUAACAUUUUUAUUUUGUUACAUGUAUUUAUUAUGAUUAUCCUUAUGGACACAUUGGAAAUUGUAUUCUAUAGUAUAGUAAUAGUCCUUUGUACAUUUACAGAAGUUUCCUUAUUCAGCUAAUAAAAGUUUUUUUUUGUCCGUG
Messenger RNA from Notechis scutatus (mainland tiger snake), 5368 nucleotides. The record is from RefSeq and is a predicted model, not a curated record. Lineage: Eukaryota; Metazoa; Chordata; Lepidosauria; Squamata; Elapidae.